This is a messenger RNA of Echinococcus granulosus, 2439 nucleotides long. RefSeq names its product DNA replication licensing factor MCM3. The record is from RefSeq and is a predicted model, not a curated record. Gene Ontology annotation, molecular function: single-stranded DNA helicase activity; single-stranded DNA binding; ATP binding. The transcript has 14 exons. Gene Ontology annotation, biological process: double-strand break repair via break-induced replication; DNA strand elongation involved in DNA replication; mitotic DNA replication initiation. Bases 1 to 2439 code for a protein of 812 amino acids. Gene Ontology annotation, cellular component: MCM complex; nucleus. NCBI's taxonomy places the organism in Eukaryota, Metazoa, Platyhelminthes, Cestoda, Cyclophyllidea, Taeniidae.
AUGAAUUACGCAGAAGAUCAAUCACUUAUUGAAAGUGAGAGGGAGUUUGUUGAGUUCCUUGAUGAGUCUGAUUUUUACAGGGGUCGAUUAGUCAACAUGAUAAGCGACGGAAAAUCGCGCUUAAUUAUCAGCGUCAAUGACCUCCGUCGCGAGAAUCCUAAAAGGACUGAACAGUUAAUUUCCAACGCAUUCGCUGAACUGCUUGCAUGUCAGCGCGCCCUCAAAAUCUGUGUACAGAAUAUUAAUCCAGAUUACGCCCAUAGAAACAGCGACUUCUUCGUUGGUUUUGAGGGGAGCUUUGGAUCAAUGCAUGUUUCGCCACGGACUCUUACCUCUGCUCUCUUAGGGCAUAUGGUGUGCGUGGAAGGAAUAGUAACUAGAGCAUCUAUCGUUCGUCCCAAGAUCACGUGCAGCGUUCAUUAUUGUUCAGUCACAAAAAAGACUAUUGAACGUCGAUACGCUGAUAUGAGCAGUUUGGAUGCUUUCCCUUCUGCUGGUGCUUACCCAACUAAGGACGAAAAUGGUAAUUUACUGGAAACUGAAUAUGGGCUCUCUACGUAUCAUGAUCAUCAAAAAAUUACCAUUCAGGAAAUGCCAGAAACGGCGCCAGCCGGCCAGCUGCCUAGGUCCGUCGAUGUUCUUUUGGACAACGACCUAGUUGAUUCUUGCAAGGCUGGUGAUCGAAUUCAAGUUGUCGGUCAAUUUCGCUGUCUUCCUGGGAAAAAGAAUGGUUAUACUUCCGCCAGCUUCCGCACGGCUCUGAUCGCGAAUAAUGUUCAACUCUUCAGUCAACAAUCGGAGCCUAACUUUUCCGACAAAGAUAUCGGCAUGAUGCGGCUUAUUUCUAAGCGUCACGAUAUCGUAGAUCUUCUUGCUCGUUCUUUGGCACCUUCCAUCUACGGUCACCGCUAUAUAAAGAAGGCGAUACUUUAUUUGCUCCUGGGUGGUGUGGAGAGAAUAUUGCCAAACGGUUCGCGUAUAAGAGGUGAUAUAAACGUGCUCCUUUUGGGCGACCCCUCGGUUGCAAAGUCCCAAUUUCUCCGUUUCGUCCUUCAUGUCGCCAAUCUGGCUAUCCCAACUACUGGCCGUGGCUCUUCAGGAGUCGGUUUGACCGCUGCUAUUACCACUGAUCAUGAAACUGGUGAACGCCAGUUGGAAGCCGGUGCCAUGGUCUUGGCAGACCGCGGUAUUGUCUGCAUUGAUGAGUUCGAUAAGAUGUCUGAUAUUGAUCGAACGGCCAUCCAUGAGGUGAUGGAACAAGGCCGUGUGACGAUCGCCAAGGCUGGCAUUCAGGCCCAACUCAAUGCAAGGUGCUCGGUGUUGGGUGCCGCCAAUCCCGUCUACGGCCGCUAUGAUCAAUACAAAACACCGAUGGAGAACAUUGGCCUGCAGGACUCGCUGCUGUCGCGAUUUGAUCUGCUUUUCUUGGUGCUGGAUAAAGCAGAUCCUGAAGGUGAUCGUGGAAUUGCCGAGCACGUUCUUCAAGCUCAUCAGUAUCGCACUCCAGGUGAGCAGGAGGGUGAAGCUAUGCCACUGCAGGAUAUCACCGUACAUCUUGCCACCUGCAACAUGGACCCCAAUAUGGUCGGAGGCGCUGCUGGUAUUGACGCUGAGGAGCAUCGUAAGGAUUCAGCUGACCAGGUGUUUGAAGAUCAGGGUGGUGUCAUUAGUAGUGGUAGAAGUUUAAAAAACACGGAGUGCUUUACAAUAAGCUUCCUAAAGAAGUACGUUCAUAUCGCCCGCCAGUUGCGGCCCCAAUUGAGUAAGGAGGCUGCAACCAUCAUAUCAGAGAAGUACUGUGAUUUAAGAAUGCAACAGGAUGCCGAAAAUUCGACCUUGCGUCGCACUCAGCCUGUCACUGCUCGUACGCUUGAGACGCUCAUUCGUCUGGCCACGGCAAAUGCCAAGGCUCGCAUGUCAAAAACUGUCACUAGGAUAGAUGCCGAGGCCGCCGUGGAGUUGAUUUCUUUCGUUCUCUUCAAGGAGGUAUUGGAAAAGUCCCGUCGAAAAAGACCUCACACCACCGAAGGGGAUGGAGGCAGUGGAUCUGGGCUGGAUACGGGUUCCAAUGAGGAGACGGAAAACACGAUACAUAGACCACGUAAAAGGGCAGCGACGGCGGAGGUUGAGUCGAGAGCUUUCGAGUCAACGUCGGGUGGUAGCGGCGGUGACGCCUGUGCCUUUGAUGAGGCGAGGUGUGGGAAACUUGGUCUAAGUGGAAUUAAACUUCCAGAGUCGCGCCUCCGCAUGCUCUCAACUCUUGUCUCUCGGGCCUUCCAGGAGCGUCGUGUUGAACAGCUCGCCAUUCCAGAGGCACGUCUGUCAUUGCCUUCGUUAUGGUGCAAACCUCAGAGUUCACGCGCUCUGAAAUUGUGGCUGGAUUGGACGCGCUACACAACAGCAACCGUAUCAUGGUUACAAACGAUGAUGUCUGGUUAA